UACUACAAAAAAGGUAAAAAUGCAACGCAAGCCGUGAAAAAAAUUUGCGAUGUUUAUGGACCUAGGGCAGUGUGUGAGAGUAGCACAAAUUUGGUUUAAGCGUUUUCAAUCCGGAAUGCUUGCCAAAUGGAUGCCAUUUUUGAAAAAGUAGAGCAAGAUCGGCAUAUCAGUAGUUACGACGUAGCUGAAGAACUGGGAAUUGGCCAUAAAACAGUUUGGCGCAUUUGAAAAAAACCGGGUACACAAAAAGCUCGAUAUUUGGGUAAAGUUACGAUUCAUUAGGUUUCUUUAUUACGACGUAAUUAAACCGAAGCAUUUUUGAAGAAGCUGAUAACUGGUGAUGAAACGUGGAUCAUGUACGACAAGAACGAGCGAAAAAGGUCGUGGUCAAAGGCGGGUCAGAAUUUACAGACUGUGGCGAGACCCGGGUUAACUCACAACAUGGUGAUGCUGUGUGUGCGUUGGGAUUGGAAAGGCAUUAUUCAUUGUGAGCUGUUACCACCAGGCAGGACCAUUGAUUCUAAACUCUAUUGCGAACAACUGAUGAGGUUAAAGCAAGAAGUUGAGAGAAAGCGGCCGGAAUUAAUCAACAGAAGGGGUGUGGUUUCAUCAUGAUAACGAAUGCAGCUAAUGUGACAUAAUGAAGCCGAGUAAGAAGAAAAUUCGACAAUUAAGUCGACAAGACUUUUGUAAGAUAAUUGUCUUGUCUGUGGUUGGUCUGCUGUUUAUGGUCGUCGCAAUUUUAACAUGCAUCUGGGAUCCUGCACAUAUAUUGGCUAUACAUAUGGUAAGACUAUCUAAGGGCUCGUUAAUGUACAACAUUGUGACACAAAAGGAUUAUCCCUGUGCAUAUUAUGAUAUUUAUGUAUUUAACGUUACCAAUGGCGAUGCCUUUCUUUCGGGGAGAGAGAAGAAGCUGAAAAUUGAGGAGGUGGGGCCAUUCCGAUACCAAGAAUUUCGGACCAAUACGAAUAUUGACCUGGAUAUUGAGAAAGGAAUACUGAAAUAUACGCCCAAAGUCGAUAUUAGAUUUAUACCAGAGUUUUCAAUCGGUGAUCCACGGGAUGUAGAAGUUCAGAUGCCUGAUAUGGUACUGUUGGCAGCUGCAUCACGGGCGGCAGCUCACGCAGUUUUCGUUCAAUAUUUUUAUAACAUAGCAGUGAAGAGUUUGAUGAGGAAGCCAAUUCGGACCACAACCGUACAUAAUGUGUUGUGGGGAACGAACAAUGACGCAAUAAUGCAACUGGCAAAUACUUUUCUACCUGGAGAAUUUGAUUUUAAAACAUUUGGAAUAUUGCAUAAGGUACAGAAUAGUGGCGAUACGAACUUCGUAAUUAAAGCUACAGAUGAAGAGAAAUUUGAGAUUAUCAGCUUUAAUGGUGAAAAAGGCUUAUCAGCAAUGGGAUAUGGCACCCAAAAACAGAGUCGAUGCAACACAUUUAAAGAUGCAUAUGAAGGUCUCUCCUAUCCCAUAGACAUUACCAAAGACACCCCUUUACGGUUAUAUCGCAAUUCUCUCUGUCGAUUAAUAGAUUUAGAGUAUUAUGGUACGCGGUCCAUAGAUUAUGGACCUGAAGCCUAUGUGUACAGAUUUAGAAGGGAUGCAUUCUCAAAUACAACAGAAACAGAGUGUGCGUGUCAUUUACCUGAGUGCAUUAAUGGGGUUACCGAUUUGGCGCCAUGUUUUUAUGGAGCGCCUUCGGGUUUAUCAAAUGCUCACUUCUUGCACAGUGAUAUGAAAGUCUCAGAGCGACUGGAAGGAAUGAAGCCCGACGAAGAAAAACACGGAAGUGAAUUUGUCAUAGAUCCGAUACUUGGUGUUCCGCUGUCAACAAAGUUUACCGUCCAAGGCAACUUGAUAAUGGGCGAUGUUAGCUUCAACUCAGAUGUAAAAGUUUUCGCAAAUAUGGUUGUACCUUUGCUGUACUUCAAAAUUGUACAGCCGGAGAUGCCGGAAUAUUUUAAAAGUCUUUUCUGGGCGGUGUACGUAAUUGGACCAUACUUCAGAUAUGCUUCAAUAAUAAUACUAUAUUCAACGUCUUUAUUGCUGUUAUUUAGGGCUAUUAAAUUGUAUUAUAGUUCGGUUGUGACCACCAUUCAGUUUCCAGCGCAAGAAUUACUAAUAGCAGAGAAUAAUGAAAAAUGCCAUUAAUUAGUGUAUGUUAAGCUUUAUAGCUUAAAGUAUUUUUUAUAGAACAGAAGGCAAAUGGGUAGGAGGCUCAUCUGAUGUUAAGUGAUACCGCCACCAACACUCAUGCCAGAGGUGAGGUGAGAAUUGGUACUUGAACUUGGUAUUGGAAAUCGAAUUGGUUCGGAAAUACUUACAUAGGACUUCGUGGCAGGAUAUGAAAUUCACCCGUAUUACAUCGAUCGUUUCACAACUGAAAGAUUUUUGAGGCACUUUUUUCCACGCCCAACAACUAUGUAGAACCAGCUAUCCACUGAAGUAUUUCGAUCGCGUGAUUGUUAAAUCAGUUUACGUUUGAUUCCCGCGCUGUGUACGAUGCUUAAACUUUCCCCCACUCCCUUGUUUAAUGCUCAAGAACUUUGACGGUAUCUGUACCAAUUUUUUAUUAAGGCCGACAAAGCUUGUGAGCCUUUUAGCUGUGUGAGUCCAGUACUGCCGUAUAACUUAACAUCAGCCUCCUGCCUUGUCUUUUGUUCUAUAAAAAAGUGUGGGUAUUCAUAACCAGAGUGUACCACAGAAUUGUAUUUAAAUUUGUAAGACAUUUUUAGUUAAUAUAAUGCAAAACAUGUGAUUUUGAGAAACGGGUGUAACACGUCUUACUUAAGAAUCGGACAUAUACCUGUCGCACCCAACUAGCUUAAUAAGCCUUUUAAUUAACAUACUAGCCUUUAACUAAACAGCGCCGUUUGACUAGCGGCCUGAAAGAUAUUCAGCCGUAGCGUUUGUAACAACAUUUAAUAAAUUGGCUGGCUAAUGCACAUGCCAUUAGUACGAUGUACUGACCAUGUGGCAGAAAUAAAGAUGAUAUAUCUGACAUAAAGAAUAUUUCUUUAAAAAUUAAAUUGCUUAUUAGUCACAGAUAAAUUCCCAUUAUUAUUGACACUACAAACAAUAACUACUAUGGAAGAGCCAGCCGAGUACUUUGGAAAGCACCAUCAAAGUUGUGGUUUACCGACGAUUGACAGUUUGAAGAGUUUCGAGAUUGAUAGUGGAACUAAUUUAAAUUAUCAUUAAACACACACACACAGGCUAGGCAAAUUAUCCGAUCCAAAUCAUCUAGAUUUUUGAUCAACUGGCUGCACAUCUUUCAGACCGCUAGUUAAGAGGCUAAGCUAUUGAUUGAACGGCUAAUUAAGCUAGUUGGCUGUGACGUACCAACCACAUUGGACUAAGGUCCACGGUAUUAUUAGCAACCCAAAUAUAAAAAAAUGUGAUACUUAUCGUUGUAAGGUAAACGAGAUAAGGAACAUAAAGUUAAUUUAGUACAAGGAUAUAGUUUUUAUUAGUACGCGUUUAGAGUUUUAAUUGAAAUGUGUAAUGUUAUACAUAAGAAGAUCCAUCUUAUAAAAACAUAAUAGUAAUUAGAAAAUCUAAUAUAAAAAUUACGUUAAAGUAAUUGCCAUAGUACCUCUCAGUGUAAGUAAUUAGUUUUUAAUAGACUUUCAACGAAUAUGCAGUAUAAAACUCAUAUUAGGCAUAAGAUGUAAACAAUAGAUUUCAUCAUAAAUUAUGGGUAACCAAAUUAGGAAAGAAAUGUUUAGUUGUCGUCUUUGCGAGAAAAGAAUUGGAAUCCAAAUAGGCGCAAAGAAAACAGUAUACAUUUAUUUAUAAAAGCUUGGCCAAAUUUUAAUUAAUUUAUUAUGAUACACUUAGGUAUUUUUUAUAAAAUAACAUUAAAAAAUACCUUUGUGCUGGAACUAUAUAUCUUGGGAAUUUUGGUCUUAGUGAAAAUCUAUUAUGUGGACGGAAUUUUUACUUUGGCAUAUUUAAAAAUAGUGCGAACGGAAUUGCAUUGAGGAGAAUUGCAACAUCGGUUAAAAUAAUUGUAAAGUGGAAGUAUUUUUACUCAAUAAAUACUUUUCAUACCUGUCUUAAUCUUUAAUCCUGACGUGAGUGUGUGGUA
Pieris brassicae (large cabbage white) is the source of this 4091-nucleotide messenger RNA. Its product is annotated as scavenger receptor class B member 1-like. Bases 641 to 2152 code for a protein of 503 amino acids. Lineage: Eukaryota; Metazoa; Arthropoda; Insecta; Lepidoptera; Pieridae. The transcript is spliced from 11 exons. Gene Ontology annotation, cellular component: cytoplasm; membrane. The record is from RefSeq and is a predicted model, not a curated record. Gene Ontology annotation, molecular function: scavenger receptor activity.